Molecule: messenger RNA, 1200 nt
Organism: Sodiomyces alkalinus F11
Lineage: Eukaryota; Fungi; Ascomycota; Sordariomycetes; Glomerellales; Plectosphaerellaceae
Product: Rhodanese-like protein
Exons: 3
Coding region: 38-862 (274 amino acids)
Cellular component (GO): mitochondrion
Molecular function (GO): thiosulfate-cyanide sulfurtransferase activity
Source: RefSeq, a predicted model, not a curated record
AUGGGGCGUGACGUAUCUGUCUUGGUCUGCGGUCGUCAUGAUGCUGAUGCUGUUAAUAAGUAGAGCACCGGACAACUCAGCUCCGACGUCCGAGCUUGAAGCUCCCCGGACCCGCCUCAAGGUGCCCGGAGCCGAACAAUUCAACAAACCCUAUCUAUCCAUCAUUCAACCUCCGCUCAGUUGCCAUCGCACAUCCAAUACACCGUCUAGCUUCAGACACGACAACAAGCUCGAUAUGGCUUCCCGGAAGAUCGCCAGCAGGGCCAGCAGGCUCAUAUGGACAACCCCGCGAUGCGUUCCCUCGUCGCAACAACCGCUCGCGUUCUCGUCUCGUGCAUACCUCGCGACCUGUCGCAGCACCUCUGCCCGGGCGCCCGCGAUCCCGUCUACACGGGCGACCUUCCGACUGAUUGUACCUGCAACACCAGUCAGGAGCGCGCGCACCACUUACUCGACCCAAUCGUCGAGCGAAGCGGACCCGAAAGGCCAUGAGAUUUCGGAACGAGGGACUAAGAUUUGGAGUUUUGAGCAGAUCAAUGAAAUCACGAAGAACCCAGGCAAAGUCAUCCUCGUCGAUACCCGCGAACCCGCCGAACUAGACAAGACAGGCCACAUCCCCGGCGCCAUUAACAUUCCAAUCGGAACGCGACCCGAUAGUUUCUUUUUGCGGGAGGAGGACUUUGAGGACAGCUUCGGCUUCCCGCGGCCCCCCAAGGACGCCGAGGUCGUGUUCUACUGCAAAGCUGGCGUGAGGAGUCGAGCGGCUGCCGCCCUGGCGAAGGAGGCCGGGUGGACGAAUGUUGGAGAGUACCCCGGAAGCUGGCUCGAUUGGGAGGAGAAAGGAGGGCAGGCCCAGAAGUGACCGCCGCUCGUUUUUUCUAUCGGAGCAUGUGCUCGAACUUGACAUGAUAGGAGACAAUAUUGGACUGUAAAACAAUGCGAAACGGGCUACCAAUCUGACAACGGGGGAAUCAAACGUCAUUGACAUUACUCCAACGUCGGGAGAGAUCUCAAGACAACAUGCAAAUGGUGCAUGGUCGGGAUUUGGAAUUCAUUGGUGUAUUGUACACUCGUCGUACAUGAUGGGAUCUUGAGCAAAGCUGAGCGAUCCACGCCCCUUCCUUCUUGCUUUCUCAUUUUUAUCACCGUCUCUUCUGAUUCAGGCCAGCCCAACCCAGGCCCUGCCAAAAAUAAUCCAAC